GGAAGUAGGAUUGGAGAUGAGUUUGUUGGUUUUGUAUUCCUUUUGUGGAGUAAAGAAAGACAUAUCGACUGAACUAAAUAGGCUACCCAAACACCCAGUCCACUGAAAAUGUCUAAACUACAGUUGUUGAGUGUGUUUUUAAAUGAUCGUUUAACGCCGGCUGAUGUGGAUAUUUUCGGUGCAGUUGAGAAAACGGUAGUGGAGUACCAGGAGGAGAAUGAUCGGCUACGGAGACUGCUGCGGAUCACACCGGAGAUAAAACUAUGUAGAACAGACUCCCUGCAGCUCUCUGUCUCUGAAGAGGAGGUUCCCCCUGAGCAGCAGCACUGUGAGCUGGAGUGGAGCCCCAGUCUGGGACAGAAGGACCCAGAGACCAUACAGAUUAAAGAGGAACAGGAGGAAGUCAGGACCAGUCAGGAGGAAGAGCAGCUUCAAGGGCUCGUUGAUACCAAAGACUCCAUAUUCACUCCUUCCUGUGUGAAAAGUGAAUGUGGUCAGAUGGACCCAUGUCAAGAAGCCGUACUAGCUGAACACCCAACUCUCAGUCCACUGAAAACAUCUAAACUACAGUUGUUCUGUGUGUUGUUAAAUCAAUGUUUAACGGCAUCUGCUGCUGUAGAGAUUUUUGGUGCAGUUGAGAAAACGGUAGUGGAGUACCAGGAGGAGAAUGAUCUGCUACGGAGACUGCUGCGGAGGACACCAGAGAUACAACUAUGUAGAAUAGACUCCCUGCAGCUCUCUGUCUCUGAAGAGGAGGUUCCCCCUGAGCAGCAGCACUGUGAGCAGGAGUGGAGCCCCAGUCUGGGACAGAAGGACCCAGAGACCAAACAGAUUAAAGAGGAACAGGAGGAAGUCAGGACCAGUCAGGAGGAAGAGCAGCUUCAAGGGCUCGUUGAUACCAAAGACUCCAUAGUCUCUCCUUCCUGUGUGAAAAGUGAAUGUGAUCAAGAGGACCCACUUCGGUCCUUGACUCUUCCCCAAACCCAGACUGUGGAGAACAGAGAGAGAGACUCUAAACCAGUGGAUCUCACACCUUUUGUCACUGUGACCCACUUAAAUGGUCUUGACCUUCCAGAUAAUGACAGCAAUGCCUCCAGACGCAGCUCAGCCGUAAGCAGCUACCCAGUAGGACUUGACAGCAGCCCACCAUUGGAUCCCAGUCCACCAUUAGAUCCCAGUCCACCAUUGGAUCCCAGUCCACCAUUGAAGAAACACUGUUCCAAACCCAACACCACAUCUAGAAAAACUCACCACUGCCGUGACUGUGGUGAAUCUUUUGCUCUGAAAGCUGAUCUGCAGAAGCAUGUGACUCUCACCAAGAAGAGACCCAGUGAAUGUGUCUUCUGCAAUGAACACUACAAAUCCACCUGUAAACUGAAGGCCCACGUCCGACUCUGUCACGGUGUGAAACCUUUCACCUGUCCUGUUUGUGGCAAGGCCUUCAAACUAAAGAAAUAUCUGUCCAGACACAUCCGGAUGCACACAGGAGAGAGAUCAUUUAUCUGUGGCGACUGUGGGAAGAGCUUCUAUCGCAAGGAGAACCUAACUAUGCAUAUACGGACUCACACAGGGGAGAAAUUAUUCAGCUGUGGUGACUGCGGGAAAAGCUUCAGUAUCAAGAAUAACCUAACCAUGCAUAAACUGAUUCACACAGGAGAGAAACCAUUUAGUUGUGGUUACUGUGGGAAGAGCUUCAGUCAGAAGGGGGACCUAGGGAGGCAUAUAUUGAUUCAUACAGGGGAGAAACCGUUUAGCUGUGAUGACUGUGAUAAAAGUUUCAGACACAAGGGGUCACUAACCAAACAUAUAUGGACUCACACGGGAGAGAAACCGUUUAGCUGUGGCGACUGUGGGAAAAACUUUUAUCGUAAAGAACACUUAACCGUGCAUCUACUGACUCACACAGGAGAGAAACCAUUUAUUUGUGGUGACUGUGGGAAGAGCUUUAAUCAGAAGGGGUCCCUUAAGGCACAUAUAUUGAUUCACACAGGAGAGAAAUUAUUUAUCUGUUGUGACUGUGGGAAAAGCUUCAGUCUGAAGAAGCACUUAACUGUGCAUAUACUGACUCACACAGGAGAGAAACCGUUUAGCUGUGGCGACUGUGGCAAAAGCUUCAGUCAGAAGGCCCACCUAAAUAAUCAUAUACGUACUCACACAGGAGAGAAACCAUUUAUCUGCUUUGACUGUGGGAAAAGUUUCAGUCAAAAGGGGGUCCUAGGGAGGCACAUACUGACUCACACAGGGGAGAAAUCAUUUAGCUGUUGUGACUGUGGGAAAAGCUUCAGUCUGAAGGACCACCUAAAUAAGCAUAUACUGACUCACACAGGAGAGAAACCCUUUAGCUGUUGUUACUGUGGGAAAAGCUUCAGUCAGAAGGGGGUCCUGGGGAGACACAUACGGACUCACACGGGAGAGAAACCAUUUAGCUGUGGCGACUGUGGGAAAAGCUUCAGUCAGAAAGUGGUCCUGGGGAGACACAUACGGACUCACACAGGAGAGAAAUCGUUUAGCUGUGGCGACUGUGGGAAAAGAUUUAGUGUCAAGAGAAACUUAAUCAAACACAAACUGACUCACACAGGAGAGAAACAACAUGGCUGCUCAGUCUGUGAUAAAAUAUUCACUCAGAAGACUAAUCUGUUGAGGCAUGUCAAAAACAACCACAAAGAAAGUAAAUGAGGUCACAGAGAGGAGACUAAGAGUAUUGAGCUACACCUGUGGACCAACUGAGGACAUAGACACAGAGAGGGGACUAAGAGAGUAUUGAGAUACACCCGUGGACCAACUGAGGACAUAGACACAGAGAGGGGACUAAGAGAGUAUUGAGAUACACCCGUGGACCAACUGAGGACAUAGACACAGAGAGGGGACUAAGAGAGUAUUGAGAUACACCCGUGGACCAACUGAGGACAUAGACACAGAGAGGAGACUAAGAGAGUAUUGAGAUACACCCGUGGACCAACUGAGGACAUAGACACAGAGAGGGGACUAAGAGAGUAUUGAGAUACACCCGUGGACCAACUGAGGACAUAGACACAGAGAGGGGACUAAGAGAGUAUUGAGAUACACCCGUGGACCAACUGAGGACAUAGACACAGAGAGGGGACUAAGAGAGUAUUGAGAUACACCCGUGGACCAACUGAGGACAUAGACACAGAGAGGGGACUAAGAGAGUAUUGAGAUACACCCGUGGACCAACUGAGGACAUAGACACAGAGAGGAGACUAAGAGAGUAUUGAGAUACACCCGUGGACCAACUCUAACUGGUCUUCCUGAUCCUGCUCAGUCCAAUAAUGUCACAGUAAUGAUAUAAUGUAUUUAUGUUGGCUGUUGCUGCUUUGUUCAUGAAAAAGGGCCAAUCUGCAGUUCAGACAACAACGGGUAAACACCUAAGGGAUGGGGUUGGAGAAGUGUAAAACACUAAAAUGCAUAGAUUGAUAAAUGGAGGCAAGAUGUCAAACUAUUGAGCUAAUGUAUACCAUUUUCCUGUAGCUACUUGUUCAUUUUGAAAGGGACAAACAUAAGUGUACACUACAAACAGAAGUGUACACUACAAACAGAAGUGUACACUACAAACAGAAGUGUACACUAUAAUGUAUGAUUUGGCAAGUUAGUCAUUUAA
Molecule: messenger RNA, 3619 nt
Organism: Oncorhynchus mykiss (rainbow trout)
Lineage: Eukaryota; Metazoa; Chordata; Actinopteri; Salmoniformes; Salmonidae
Source: RefSeq, a predicted model, not a curated record